CGGGGGGAGGCGCGGGCAGGAGGCGCCCGGAGGCGGCCCGCAGCGCUCGCUCGGGACUCGGCCCCGUCCGACUCCCCAGAGACGAGGGAGGUCGCCAGGCCGGUCAGAGCCCUCCACAGGCGUUAUAAAGGCUGGAAAGACCUGGCAGCCGGUUUGAGGGCUGGCAAGUAGACUGUUCGCACGGCCAGCGAGCCUUCCAAGGUUCCAAGGGUAAAACUGCACGUUUUGUAUGAGGGAAAACAGGCACAAGUGACAAAAGACACGAGAAAGCUAACAGUAUCCUGGCUUGUAUCAGAAACAGCGUGGCCAGCUGGAGCCGGGGAGUGAUGCUCCACUGUACUUGGAGCCGGGCUUCCUUGUUCUUGACUUGGGCCAAGCAAUCAUAGGAUGGACCAUUGACUCUUCUGUAGGCACUGAAGCAACUUUUAGGCACCGGUCGUGAGCCAAAGUCCUCGUACAAGUGAUGCUUCUGCUCAGAGAAGAAGGUUUAGAGAGACAUGGAGCUUGAAAGAAUCAUUCGAGACACACUGACACGCUUCAUCCAGUCCCACAUCCCUGCAGCAGACCUCAGUGGGAUGGACGAUGUUUUCUUCUCUUAUAUCACGGGUGUUCUGGAAGAGCUGGGCUCACCAGAGUCCUCUGAGGAGACCUUUGACAUGGACACUUUUGUGGAAAUGAUGGAGGCAUAUAUUCCUGGUUUUGCAGAAAUUCACAGUGGGGAUGUUUGUGAAAUGAUGUUCUCUCUGUCAGAAAGGCUUGUUGAAGCUCGCAACGAAGAAAAACCUGGCCAAAAGGCUGUGGAAAGUGGGAGUGAAACACCCUCUGAAGAACUGACCAAAGGCCAGGAGCCUGGAGCCGGAGCCUGCAAAGGGGAAAGGCUGUGCACUCCAGCAGACGGAGCUGGGUCCCAGGAAGGUGAUGCCUUGAAGGAUGGGGUAGAACUGCUACUGGAGAUGUUCCCAGCCUGUACUGUGAGCCAGGCAGAAAAGGCACUUGCCAUGGCCUUGGGGAACUUGGAGGAGGCAGUGCAGUUAAUUGUGGAGGAGAAGGUGGAAAUCGGCCCAGAAGGUGUGAGUGUGAAGGAACUGGUACGGCCCCGCAGAGCACCCAACCACGAGGAACUAAAACAGGUUAUCCUGCAGAAAUACAUGAUGGUGGAUAGUGCAGAUGAUCAGAAAACACACCGGCCAGCUCCACCAAAAGAGGUAAGAGCAGCAGUCCCAGCUCACCAGCAGUCUAAAUGUCCUUUGGAUACAAGGUUUAAAAAUCAGGCUGCAGGUCCAAAAAGCAACAGGGCAGGCCAAAGGCAGGACUGUCCACAGAGUCUACUAGUCAGCAAAGAGGGAAGAUUAGCUUAGCUGCAAGGUCUGUCAGUUCCUACCAUUCGUAACUAGCACAGCUCCUGCUUUUCCCCAUCAGACAGCUUCCUUCUCAGUGUUGGUCAAAAUUCCCACCACUAAGGAUGGGUAAAGCAGCUUACCCCAGUCUUUCUGCACCUGCCCCCCAGAGCACAGGUCUGCUUCUGCUUGUCCCCACGCUUUUCCUAGCAGUGUGGCUGUCCAUCCACUUGGUGUUAAUGUCUUUCCUCUACAGGCUCCCAAGAAAUUGAUCCGCUAUAUUGAUAACCAGGUGGUGAGUACAAAGGGAGAGAGGUACAAAGACAUAAAGAAGCCUGAGAGCGAGGAGAUGAAGAGAACCUACAUCAGCCUCAAACCAGCCAGGAAGUACAAGUUCCA
Cuculus canorus (common cuckoo) is the source of this 1736-nucleotide messenger RNA. It is a transcript of the gene CUEDC2, whose product is annotated as CUE domain containing 2. The record is from RefSeq and is a predicted model, not a curated record. The coding region runs from base 498 to 1358 and encodes 286 amino acids. The transcript has 9 exons. Gene Ontology annotation, molecular function: ubiquitin binding. NCBI's taxonomy places the organism in Eukaryota, Metazoa, Chordata, Aves, Cuculiformes, Cuculidae.